Molecule: messenger RNA, 2733 nt
Organism: Clarias gariepinus (North African catfish)
Lineage: Eukaryota; Metazoa; Chordata; Actinopteri; Siluriformes; Clariidae
Gene: patl1
Product: PAT1 homolog 1, processing body mRNA decay factor
Exons: 18
Coding region: 120-2453 (777 amino acids)
Biological process (GO): P-body assembly; deadenylation-dependent decapping of nuclear-transcribed mRNA
Cellular component (GO): P-body
Molecular function (GO): RNA binding
Source: RefSeq, a predicted model, not a curated record
CGUAAAGCGCGCGCCCGAGCGGAGGCAGUGUUCGCGCGUGCACGUGAGGGCUGCCUGUGAGCUGCGUAACAUGCACAGGAGGGGAGCUCGCGCGCGCUAACCCCUCUGACUGACCAUACAUGUUCCGUUUUCAGUCUUUUGAUGAUGACUGCACCCUGGAGGAGGAGGAGGAGGGUCUGGUAGGGGAGGAAGAGGAGAUCGACCAGUUUAACGAUGACACGUUUGGAGCCGGAGCCAUCGAUGAUGACUGGCAGGAGGAGCAUGCGCGGCUGGCGGAGCUGGAUGAAAGAGACGGGCUGCUGGGAGGAGGUGGUGAAGCGUCCUCCCUCCCCGUCGUCCCCCCUCCGUCCGAGAGCGUCCCUCUUCCCUCCUCUCUCCCCCCUCCUCCCGCCUCCUCCCUCUCACCGCUCGGCUCGGAGGACAGGACCGGGGGCGACCUGGCCGAGUCUCUGGCUCACCUCAUCCUUGACGCCGAUCCCGCCAUCGCGGAGGUGGGCGCGGCCGAGCUGGACAGGUCCCGCCUCCCGCCUUCGGCUCUGCCCAGUCAGGGUUUGCCCCCGGGUUUAAGUGCCGUGUCUCGCUCGCUGCUAAGCUACCAGCAACAACAGCAUCUCCUGCACAGAGGAACAGUUCCACUGCAGCAGGUGAACUCUCACAGUAUUUGGGAGAACAACAUGGGCUUCGGUCCUGUUAGUGUUACACAUGGACUGGUCACACACAUCGAGGAGUCUCCGCUGCUGUCCAUGAUGAAAGAGCUUCCGAAGCGGACUCCUCCAAUCAGCCGGGAGGAGGGGCUGGAUUUGUCUGAAAGAGUCCCGCCCCCACGAGCCUCCUCGCCCGUGAUCGGGAGUCCACCCGUUAGAGCGAUACCCAUAGGAACUCCGCCCAAACAGCCUAUGAGCCACGCCCUGAAUCAGCAGCUCCAUCAUCCCACUGCGGUCCAUGUGAGGGCUCCAGUCCCACACCGUUACCCUCCUCCCUUCCCUGAGCGCCUCUCGCCCAACACCCUGCUCAACAUCGCUAACUCUCCACUGUGUCGUCCUCCGUUCCCGGGCGGAGUCGCUCCUGUCCUGUCUCAGAUACAGCGAGCGCAGCUGCUCAACUCUCAGGUGGGUCCGUUCCCCCGAGGUCCGGGUCCUGCUCCUUCCAUCAUGCCCGGUGCCGCAGGUUUCAGGCCCUUCUUCGGACAGCCGCCUCCUCGAGUCGGCCCUCACGGCCCCCACGGCCCGCAUCCUAAUCACGCCCCGCCCACUGGCCACGCCCCUAUCCGCCACAACACCACUCACCUCCACCCACAGCACCGCAGGAUGCUCACACAGAGGAUGCAGAGCAGAGGUGGUGGAGCGAGAGUGGGCGGAGACCGGAGGAUCAGGGACCCCUACAGUAACCUGAUGACCCCCAAGGAGAAGGACUGGGUGGCUCGUAUACAGAUGAUGCAGCUGCAGAGCACUGAUCCUUAUCUGGACGACUACUACUACCAGAAUUAUUAUGAAAAGAUGGAGAAGCGUCCGGAGCGAGACCGAGACAGUAGCAGGAAGGAGCACGCCACCAAACUCAUCACUCCUCAGGUGGCCAAACUCGAGCACACCUACCGCCCAGUGCAAUUUGCUGGGUCUCUGGGUAAACUCACCGUGUCCAGUGUGAACAAUCCCAGGAAGAUGAUCGAUGCCGUGGUGACGAGUCGCUCCGAUGAUGAAGAGAAGAGAGAGAAACAGGUGUGGAAUAAGAGAAGACAGAUCCUCUACACUGUGGAGAAGAUGUACACGCUGCUGCUGGAGGUACAAGACUUCGAGAAGAAAUUCCUCCAAACUCCAGAGGAGGAGAGAGAAGCUCUGCUGGAGCAGCACAAAACCAACACGCUGCAGCUCUACAACUCGCUGAGGGAGAAGGAGUGGGACGAGCGAGUGAGCGACGAGCAGUGUCUAAUGAUCAUGUCGGUGCGUAAAGGGAAACGCCUCAUCGCUAGGCUCCUCCCCUUUCUGUCUUCAUCCCAAGCUGCUAAUGUCGUCAUGGGAAUCGCCCGCAAUCUUCCCGCUCUGGCCAAGAAGGACAAGCAGGACCAGGUGCUGUGCUGUUUAGUGGAGCCGGUUGCAGGUGUGAUCCAGUCCAUGUCGAGUUCGGCCCUCACUGAUCUGCUGCAGGAGCUGCAGGGGGGCGACGGACACUUCCCCCGCGUGCUGCAGAAUAAAUUUGGUGUGACGCUGCUGUACCUGAUCCUGAGUGAGGGAGAGAGGAUGCAGAGCUCCGAUCCACACUGUCAGCUCAUGGACGAUAAUCGCUGGACGGAGCUGGUGUUCUCGGUGACCAGGGAGCUGUUACAGGUUCCCUCCUCCUCCCUCUCCCCUCCCCUCUUCACCCCCCCCAACCUCCUCUCGCUCUUCUCACGCUACGUCGACCGGCAGAGGCUCGAGCAGCUGCAGGAGAAACUACAGAUCACUGCCUUGUCCAGGUAGAAGAUACUUCACCCAUCGAGUCGCUGUCCAAUGUGUGUGUGUUUGUAUGUGCAAGUGUGUGUGUGUGACAUAAUAAUUAGGGCUUAUUUUAAUCCAUCAUAAAACUGUCAUUUCUUUAUUUUCCCAACUUUAUUAGGUGUGUGUGUGUGUUUGUGAGGAAGAGGUUGCGUCCGAUGAAGUCGAAUAUUCCUAAGGAGAUGAAUAUUCUGCAUUUUUAAAUAUGUUGUUAACACGAUGCCUGUGAUAAAACAUGAAAUUAAAAGUAUUUCUAUUGUAUAAA